Messenger RNA from Zingiber officinale, 2921 nucleotides. Its product is annotated as serine/threonine-protein phosphatase 6 regulatory subunit 3-like. The record is from RefSeq and is a predicted model, not a curated record. The coding region runs from base 260 to 2689 and encodes 809 amino acids. NCBI's taxonomy places the organism in Eukaryota, Viridiplantae, Streptophyta, Magnoliopsida, Zingiberales, Zingiberaceae. Gene Ontology annotation, molecular function: protein phosphatase regulator activity; protein phosphatase binding. The transcript has 18 exons.
GCACGGUCCAUGCUCCUUUUCUCCGCCUCGAAUCGAAGACGACGCCUCUCUUUCCUUCUCCGCCAUCAAAUCUAGGGUUUUUCUUCCUCGCUUCCGCCGCCGUCGCCUCCGCCUCGCCUUGCUUUUCCGCGUUCUUUGCCGCUUCUUCCGCGCAGUAGCGCAGCGGUUGCUGCCUCCGUUCGUGGGUCGCUUCGGUUCGGUUCCUCCGGAAGUCGUCCGCUUUAGUAGCUCUGAGCUGUUUCCUCACGCUGGGUCGGAGAUGUUCUGGCGAAUCCCCAACCUUCCCGCUUCGUCUCCGGUGGAGUUAAUCUUGGAUAAGGAAAAUUUCACCUUAGAAGAACUUUUGGACGAAGAAGAGAUAAUUCAAGAAUGCAAAGCUCUUAACUCACGACUUAUUAAUUUUCUUAGAGAUCGUGCACAGGUAGAGCAAUUACUUCGAUACAUCACUGAGGAUGCUCCUGGUGAUGCUGACAAUUUACGAACGUUUAAGUUCCCUUUCCUUGCAUGUGAGAUAUUUACUUGUGAAAUUGAUGUCAUUCUUAAAACCUUGGUGGAUGAUGAAGAUUUGAUGAACAUGUUAUUCUCCUUUCUUGAACCAAAUCGUACACACAAUUCAACUUUAGCUGGGUAUUUCGGCAAGGUUGUGGUGUGCCUAAUGUUAAGGAAAACCAAUUCACUUAUGGCAUAUAUUCAAACCCACGUCAAUGUUUUCAAUCACUUGGUCAAUUUGAUUGGCAUAACAUCAAUCAGGGAGAUUUUGAUUCGACUUGUUGGCGCUGAUGAUCAUACAAAUCCAAACUAUAUGAAUAUCAUUAAGUGGUUGGCUGAUACCAGUCUUCUUGAGAUGAUUGUGGAUAAAUUAAGUCCCUCUCAUUCUACUGAAGUUAAUGCGAAUGCGGCUGAGGUUUUGAUGGCCAUUAUUCGAAAUACUCCAUCAGCUUUUGCUGCCAAGCUUUCCAGCCAAAGCUUUAUCACCAGGAUAUUUGGCCAUGCAUUGGAAAAUUCAUCAUCUAGAUCUGCUCUUAUCCACUCUUUAUCUGUGUGCAUUGCCUUGCUGGAUCCUAAAAGAUCUGCAUCCGCGGCAUCAAUUAAUUACAUCAGAAAUCAGCAUUUAUAUGCACCGUUUAGCGAUGUUGAUUCCAUAGCUCUUCAUGCCAUGUUGACACAUUUGGAUGGCUUGCUUAAAUUUUUGAAUGUAUCAUCUGAGAUUAAUACCCUUCCAACAACAUAUGGUGAACUGCAUCCUCCACUUGGGAAGCAUCGUCUUAAAGUAGUGGAGUUCAUUACAGUAUUACUAGAAGUUGGUGGUGAAGCUGCCGAGAAGGAAUUGAUUCAAUCUAGUGCCAUUCAGAUAAUCCUAGAUCUAUUUUUUAAGUAUCCUUUCAACAACUCACUACACCAUCAUGUGGAGAAUUUAGUAGUAUCUUGCCUUGAAAGCAAAAACACUGCAGUUGUCGAUUAUCUCUUUUGUGAAUGUGGUAUCAUUGCUAAGUUUCUACUGACAGAUAAAAAUCCUUUUCUUUCUGGUGAAUCCAGUGUGACAACUGUACCAGCCUCUGGAAGAAAACCAAUUCGGGCUGGAAACAUUGGACACAUAACAAGAAUCUGUAACAAACUUGUCCAACUUGGAAUUGGCAAUGAUCAUAUUCAGUCUUACCUACAGGAAUCAGUUGACUGGGUCAAUUGGCAAACUAAUGUGCUGCGUGAACGAAAUGCAGUAGAGAAUGUGUAUCACUGGGCCUGUGGGCGUCCAACAUCUUUUCAAGAAAGGACGAGAGAUAGUGAUGAAGAAGAACUUCAUGUUAGAGAUUAUGAUGUAGCUUUAUCAAACAAUCCUCUCCAACCAUUUCAAUAUCGAGUUUAUGAGAAUGAUGACAUGGAUGAGGAUGUAUACUUGAAUGAAGGAUCUACUGGGGUUGUCAUUUCUUCUUUGAGGCUUGGUGGUGAUAACCAGAGUCUUUUCACGAACUCCAACUGGUUCACUUUUGAGGAUGAUAAUUCGAUGGAGCCUAUGAGCAUCACAACCCCUGAUAAGAUGGAUGAUGUUAACCUAAAUGAGACAUCGAGUGGUGAUGACAGCAGCGAUGAUGAGGAAGUGGUUGGAGUUGAGGAGCUUACAAAGGCUGGGAUGCCUGAACACAAGUAUUCAGACUCAGAUUUCAUGUCUCAAGAUGCUUCUAGUGUAGAUCAAUCCCUGAAUGACUUGUCCACGGAUGUGACAAAGCUGAACGUCACGGAUGAUGUGAGCCUUUUUCGGUUGGAUACUACUGAGAAUGAGGACCUCUUUAACGACCAACAGCUACCUGAAUGGGUGGGCUGGCGUGAAGCUUCAGACAUUCAUGUGGAUGGAUCCACCGAUGCUCCAACCCAAUCAAACUCCAUGCAAGGCACUGCAAGCACUGCAUCAGUUAUCACAGCUGGUGCACCAGGUGAAAGUACUGUGCACACAUCAGAAUCUGUUGAGUCAGUAAAAGCAGAAGAAACUUCCUCUUCAUUGUUUGAGGACGCAGAGUUUGUCGGCGUGGAUUUUGAGGAAGCGAAAUCCAUAAUCGGUGAGGUUGGUGUUACAAAUAGGAACUUUGUUCUUCAGGUUCCGGAACUUCCUAAGCCCCAUGAAGAUGGUACGGCUAUCAAGUUCAGCAAGAGUCAUUGGCGGAUGGAACCUGAGGUAGGCAUCGUUCAGGAGUAGCACUUACGUCUAACCAUAUUGAUCGCGCAAAAGGCCUCCAUGUACAGCACCAUUUAUUCAGACGUGUAUCUCGUAGCAGGGGUACACACUGUUCUAUAUUGUAUUUUUGUCUCUAGACAGGUGAGUCAUUCCGUGUAUUUUUAUCGUCUUUAUCCCACAUAACUCUGUUUUCAUCUUCUUAAUCGCCAGUUACUGUUUCCUGUUAUAUAAUUGAAACAACCCUCUAUCUCUA